Entrophospora sp. SA101 is the source of this 1254-nucleotide messenger RNA. Lineage: Eukaryota; Fungi; Glomeromycota; Glomeromycetes; Entrophosporales; Entrophosporaceae. The record is from the annotation of a GenBank genome assembly.
AUGAAUUUAGCAUUACGAAAUUAUCCUGUAAAACUCGAAUCAAAAUUUCAAGAUGGUUCAAUACAUUGUAUUUGUUUUAAUCAACAAGGUACCAUGUUGGCAAGUGGUUGUUCUGAUGGAUAUUGUAAAGUUUGGGAUGCACAAUCAAUGAGCAUUGUUCAUAAAAUGAAAUGUCACAUCUCAACUGUUACUAGUGUAAGCUGGUCGCAUAAUGGACGAUAUUUGCUUUCUUCUGGUGAAGAUAACAAAUGUGUUUAUUGGGAUCUCAAGGAAAAUACUCAAAAAUGGAUUAAAUUUUCUGGGACUGUACUAAUGGCACAAAUGCAUCCUAGAAAUAAUCGUGUGUUUGUUGCAACAGUAUCUCAAGAACCGGCGUUAAUUGUAGAAAUUACUAAUGAGAAAAUCAAAAGAUUUUACCUACCAAAUUAUAUGAAAGAAAAACCCAAUAUUACACCUGAUACAAAUAAUAAUAGUGGUGGAGAAGAAUCAACAUCUAACAAUGAUUCAAAAAAGGGUAAGCGUAUCAUAGCAGGAACUAAUAAAGGACAUUUUCAUUUGGCAAUACGUAAUAUAUCAAUUAGUCGUAAUGGGAAAGAUGUUGUGGUAAAUGUUUCCGAUAAAACAAUACGUCUUUAUUGUUUAGAUGAAAAUGGAAUACAUAAUUCUGAAUUACAAUUUUCUGAAACUGUUAAUAAAGAUAAUUGGAAUCAAUGUUGUUUUAAUCAAGGUGGUGAUUAUGUGAUUGGUGGUUCCGGAAAAUUAGCAGCACAUCAAAUAUUUAUAUGGGAUAGGAGAACCACAAGACUAGUUCAAGUUUUAGAAGGACCAAACGAACAACUAAUAGAUUUAGCACAACAUCCAAUACAACCAACUAUUGUUUCUGCAGACGCUGAUGGAACAAUCUACACUUGGGCAACAAGUCAUAAAGAAAAUUGGGGUUGUGAAAGAGAAUCCAUUGAACAAGGUGAUGACAAUAAUGACAAUGAUGAGAGUGAGGAAUUGAUUGAUGUUUUAAGUAUUGAUAAACCGACUCAAGCAGGAGAAAAUAAUGGUGUGGAAUGUGCUGACUUUAGGAAUUUGUAUACACUUGGUGUGCAUCAAGGUUCUUUUGAUUUAAGUUAUGGAAUUGGAGUUGAUUUAAGCGUAGCAGCAGCAUACCUAUGGCCACCACUGUAUGGUUCUUAUGUUGGAAAUGUUGCUAUUGCAGUCAACACUAGACCAUAUUGUGAAUAUUUGGAAUGGGUUGGCAGUUGA